UCCAAUCAUGAGGCUAGAUGGCUUCACAAGAUGGCGGCGCGCUGGGAGCGUAUCCUCUGCGUUUCUAGGAGUUUCGCUCUGCGGCUUCUUUAAGAUUCUAGGGUUGUACAGGCCCACGCCAGACACGACGUCUGGCAGGAACCUCGGUCUCAGAGAUGGCUCUGAGUAAAUCAAUGCAUGCAAGAAAUAGAUACAAGGACAAACCUCCUGACUUUGCAUAUCUGGCAUCCAAAUAUCCAGAUUUUAAGCAGCAUGUUCAGAUAAAUCUGAAUGGAAGAGUGAGCCUUAAUUUUAAAGACCCCGAAGCAGUCAGAGCUCUGACUUGUACUCUCCUAAGGGAAGAUUUUGGACUUUCUAUUGAUAUUCCAUUGGAGAGACUAAUUCCCACAGUUCCCUUGAGACUCAACUAUAUUCACUGGGUAGAAGAUCUGAUCGGUCACCAGGAUUCUGACAAAAGUACUCUCCGAAGAGGAAUUGACAUAGGUACGGGGGCGUCCUGCAUCUACCCCUUACUCGGAGCAACCUUGAAUGGCUGGUAUUUCCUUGCAACAGAAGUGGAUGAUAUGUGUUUCAACUAUGCAAAGAAAAAUGUGGAACAGAAUAACUUAUCUGAUCUCAUAAAAGUGGUGAAAGUGCCACAGAAGACACUGCUGAUGGAUGCUCUUAAAGAAGAAUCUGAGAUAAUCUAUGACUUUUGCAUGUGCAACCCUCCCUUUUUUGCCAAUCAAUUGGAAGCCAAGGGAGUAAACUCACGAAAUCCUCGAAGACCUCCACCUAGUUCUGUUAAUACAGGAGGCAUCACAGAGAUCAUGGCAGAAGGAGGUGAAUUAGAGUUCGUUAAAAGGAUCAUCCAUGACAGUCUACAACUUAAAAAAAGAUUAAGAUGGUAUAGCUGUAUGCUGGGAAAGAAAUGCAGCCUGGCGCCUCUGAAGGAAGAGCUUCGCAUACAAGGGGUUCCUAAAGUCACCUACACUGAAUUCUGUCAAGGUCGGACGAUGAGAUGGGCCUUAGCUUGGAGUUUUUAUGAUGAUGUAACAGUACCAUCACCACCAAGUAAGCGGAGAAAAUUAGAGAAACCAAGGAAGCCCAUUACAUUUGUGGUGCUGGCAUCCGUGAUGAAAGAGUUGUCCCUCAGAGCAUCGUCCCUGGGCUCUGAGACGGCGGAAGGCAUCGUGGCUGUCACAGCAUGGAUUGAACAAAUUCUCACGGAUUUGAAGGUCCAGCAUAAACGGGUUCCCUGUGGAAAAGAGGAAGUUAGCCUUUUCCUAACGGCCAUAGAGAACUCCUGGAUUCAUUUAAGGAGGAAGAAAAGAGAGCGAGUGAGACAGCUGAGAGAAGUUCCUCGCGCGCCCGAGGACGUCAUUCAGGCCUUGGAAGAGAAAAAGUCCACCCCCAAAGAGUCUGGCAAUAGCCAAGAAUUGGCCAGGGGCCCCCGGGAGAGGGCCCCCUGUGGGCCUGAUCUGCGGGAAGGCGAGCCUGCCGCCGUGGAGGGCCCGUGCCCGAGCCAGGAGUCCCUGUCCCAGGAGGAAAACCCGGAGCCCACGGAGGAUGAAAGGAGUGAGGAAAAGGGAGCGGGGGAGGUUCUGGAAAGGUGUAAAGGCUCUAGCAAUGGAGCCCAGGACCAAGAGGCUUCUGAGCAGUUGAGCAGCCCAGUGGCUGAAAGGGGGAAACGGCUCCCAGGAGUGGCUGGACAGUACCUGUUUAAGUGUCUGAUAAACGUUAAGAAGGAGGUGGACGAUGCCUUAGUUGAAAUGCAUUGGGUUGAGGGCCAGAACAGGGAUUUGAUGAACCAGCUUUGUACCUACACGGAACCAAAUUUUCAGGCUUGUUGCCAGUUAACUAGAAACUUCUUGCACAGUUGGAAAAGUGUUUAUAGUAACUUGCUUUGCAGUGGCCUGUGGGGUGGCAAGAGGAAUCCUACCAGUGGCCCAUGAGUAGCAUUAUGUGGAAUUAUCUUCAAACACAAAAACCAAUGAGUCUGUCCCCCACUUCCCCCCACCGCCUUCCCGCAUUUUGAGUUACAGGGAGUUGUAGCGUGGUCGUUUACAAGGAGGCAUUGCCGUCAUCAGUAACAACAAAAAGCCCUCAGUAAACUCCGAGGGCUUGCAAGCUGGCUCAGGCUGCCCCUCAGCUUUGGACUGCUUCUGCGCGGCCAGAAGGGUCGUUUGUGGAGGCUGGGCUGGGCAGCACUGCCUAGAGUGUCAUGCUCUCUCUGUCACCCAGGGGUGUUUCUUGAGGACGGGUGGCUCGCUCUGCCUCCAGUUGGAGGCCCUGGUACCCGCUUCUAGGUCACUCUUCGAGAUGGGACCUACCUUGCGUCACUCCCACGAAGGGAGCUAGCCGUGGGUGGGUGGUGGGGAAUCGGGGAGAGAAACCCUAGUAACGCUAGAAGGAGGAGCAGAGUCUGCGGAGUACCCAGUAAAUGGCACAUUCCUGACAUGCGGCUGUUUUGAUGUUUCUUAUUUCAGAAACAGAAUUAGGUAAGCAAAACCCCCGGGCGUGACUGAGGCACACAGAAGGCACCCGUACCCCCGCCUCCAGCCUGUUGAAAGUACCAUUUUGUAG
Cercocebus atys (sooty mangabey) is the source of this 2565-nucleotide messenger RNA. It is a transcript of the gene METTL16, whose product is annotated as methyltransferase like 16. NCBI's taxonomy places the organism in Eukaryota, Metazoa, Chordata, Mammalia, Primates, Cercopithecidae. The record is from RefSeq and is a predicted model, not a curated record. Gene Ontology annotation, molecular function: 23S rRNA (adenine(1618)-N(6))-methyltransferase activity. Gene Ontology annotation, cellular component: nucleus. Gene Ontology annotation, biological process: rRNA base methylation.